This is a messenger RNA of Diachasmimorpha longicaudata, 2412 nucleotides long. RefSeq lists its product as uncharacterized. The record is from RefSeq and is a predicted model, not a curated record. The coding region runs from base 1103 to 1699 and encodes 198 amino acids. The transcript is spliced from 5 exons. NCBI's taxonomy places the organism in Eukaryota, Metazoa, Arthropoda, Insecta, Hymenoptera, Braconidae.
UAACUUCACAAUAAAGGUGACUUCACGUGAAUUCAGGGUUGAUUUCAGUAAUUCCCGAAAAUAUCAAAUGAAUUAUGUCGAGACAAUUACGACACGAUAACGGGCAUUAUAUGGAAAUAAUAAUUUUUUCAUCGCGAAAUCGUGAUACAGGACGUCAGAUGAUGUUAUGUAUCAAGAACAUUCUGCACAAAUAAUUCUCAAUUUCUUUAAAAAAUACUCUCAUAAAGUUAUCAGUCAUCACUCUCUGUAAUCAGUCGAACAUAAAUUGUCCUUCGGUACUGUUCUAUCAAUGCAGUCGUGAAGAGUCAUUGGCUCUUCAUGUAAACAAUUAAAACAAUCUUUUAUCACGACGGGUACGAUUAAAAUUAAAUAUAAAUCCAAGUAAACAAGAACUAUUUUGGUUGAGGAUAUUUUGCUCCCGGGGACAUUCCGGAGUCUCUACAGGGGGAGAAAAAUUAUUCACCCGUUUGUGAGAAGUUCUUUAUCAACCAGUUGGAUAAUUGCUACUGAACUUUUUCUUCAGUAAGUUCAACUGAAGACUUCGAAAGAACAGCAAAAUUUUAUUUACCCUGGCGAUAACGAGCAUUAAUGUUUGCGGGGAUUUCCCAUGUGUCACCGGAUUACUAUAUUCUGGGGAUGGUUGAAAGGGGAUGAAAAGAGAGAGAGAUAGAGAGACUGUAGCGCGUGCUGAACGUAACUAGUCUAGAUGUGCAACAGGUGCACAGGUGCCAGACUAUACCCGGUGCAAGUCAAUGAUGUGUAAGCCUGAGUUUUUGGUAAUUUUGCAAUUCAUUAUUAUCAUCGACGAAAGUAAACUAGAUUCAACGUUAUUACCGAAUUCUCCCCUUGCUCAUUUAUUUAUUAUCCGGAAUAAUCGUGAAUUCAUUAAUUUAUUUGAUCAAUGAGUUUUUCCAGGUCGAGUAAAUGGAGAAUAAUUAAAGCUUAAUGAUGAAUCGGAAUCCAUUGAACAUUUAAUGGUGCCUGGAAAGUUACAAACGAAUUUAUUUGUUCGUGCUAAUGAAUAUUCGUUGACGAAGGCCAUGAACUCAAUUAUCACUGGAAGACGUUGAAAUCAUAGCCCAGCCGAGGAGUCUUAUCACCAAUGUUCGGGAGGAAACAGGUGCUCUCGUGGACUCUCGAAGUGAAUGAAGUGGAGAAUGCCGUGAUAAAUGAGACGACUCGUCAAGAGGACGAGGAUUCACCGACAGCUGCGUCGGAGAGGAGCAGCGCUGUUUCAUGGACUACGCCCCUGUCAACAACAAAGUCAGAGAGUAGUCCAUCAUCGGGGACAUGGAAUACACCGAAAUCUUGUGCUGACGAAACUACACUUGUAGAAUCACCUGGGGGGAAUACUGCCAUAAGUCUUGAUGAUGAUCCUCCGCCGUAUUCCUCGGUGGACCGACAGAGCUUGUGGUCACCCUUGUCACAUAUUCGGGAGCUCUUUUGUGAUGAUCCACAUUUAUCGCACGAUAGGAGCCCAGAAUUGGCAAAUUUGCUGGAGGAUUCCAGUCGUGUUGCCAGUACCCCAAGUACAACCGUAUCCAGAACGUAUCGCACCGAAGGUCCUGGAAAUGUGAGGGAAGAGGAACCCUUUGCUCCAAAAUUUGGAACCAUCUGCAUAGUCACCGUCUUCAUCGGCUUCCUAAUGGUUCUAUCGUUAUUUGCAAAAUUAUUCAUCACCAGUACAAUUGGACUUUGAAUCGUUCUUGUGAAAUGCAGCAAGUGGUACAAAUUUAUCACGAAAAUACUACUUUAUAUUUUUUCCACAAAAAGAAGCAGAAAAAAAUCAUGUUUGUUACGCUUGUUCAUUGAUUGGCAUGAGAUUUACUUUACACGAGAGGUACGAGAGGACUUGAAUUCCGAUGAUGAGGUGAAAAAGAUCUCGGAAGCAAUCCAACCUGGUAGGAUGAGACAACCGGAAAUGAGCCCGACAUCGACGGCAUCAGCUGAAUAAUUCAUAAUUUUUCUUCAUUACUCGACUACUCUCGGCAUAAAGAAUGGGACAGAUGUGAAAGGAUACGAAAGACGGAAGCUAAUAAAAGAUAGAAUCAAGUGGGCUGCUCUACUUGUUUCAACUUCUUAAUUAUUUGUUAAUCGUUUUAUUACCUUAACAGUAGAAAGUUUGGCGUAGGGGUAAAGACUAUGAUUGAAACCCUGACGAGGGUGAUUAAAAAUAAUGAUCAAGCCAACUGAAACUUUUCCGAUUUCUGGUCUCAACUAUACAGCGUUGCCUUGCCAAAGCUGUAAUUAUAAAUGUAUUUACAUUAAUUUUCAUGAUGUGGAAUAUUUAUGAUCUCUGUUUGAAUUUUGUUACGGAAUUGAAUUGAGAAAUUUGAGCGUUGCAAAUGAUUCAACCUAUAGAUGUCAUUUGUAUCAAAAAAAAAUAUAGAAAAUAAAAAUCUUAAAUAUAAA